AUGGGCUACACAACCCUGUGGAAGCGGCUUUCGCCGCGUCAGCUGAAUGUGGCCAUUCAAACCUUUUCGCUGAUUUCCAUUUUUUUCGAGGGCUAUGACCAGGGUGUGAUGGGCGGCGUGAACAGCUCACCAACAUAUGUGACUGAGGUCGGAAUUGGCAAGGCUGAUGGUACAGUCACCGAUACCACUCACCAGGGAGGCAUUGUCAGCGUGUACUACCUGGGUGCGAUCUUCGGUUGCUUUGCUGGCGGAUGGCUUGCAGAUCGAGUUGGCCGGAUCAACGGCCUACUAGCUGGCUCACUGUUCGCCUUGGUGGGUGGCGCGUUGCAGGCGGCUGCUCAAAAUUCGGACUUCAUGAUCUGUGCGCGAGUGGUUACAGGAAUCGGCACUGGUGCUCUUACCGGCAUCACCCCUGUGUUGGUGUCCGAGACCUCUUCGGCGAAUCACCGUGGUGGCUUUUUGGGUUAUGUGUUCAUUGCCAAUUAUCUCGGUAUUUCCGUCGCAUAUUGGAUCUCCUUCGGCCUCGCUUUUGUGAACAACGGUUACUCGGACGUACGAUGGCGGUUCUUGCUCGCAUUCCAAUGUUUCCCGGCUCUCAUCCUGGCAGCGGGCAUCAAGAUGCUGCCGGAUAGUCCCCGCUAUCUAGCGUCAGUGGGACGGAAGGAAGAAGCGCGCGAUCUGCUGAAUAGGAUUCGUGGAGGCCGAUUCCCUCAGGAGGAGAUCGAUCGCGAAUACCUCGAGAUUAUCACAACCGCCCAGGACAGUAAGCCCAGCUCUCCAGUUGAGUUUGUCAAAAUUCUAGUUGGAAAGAGUGGAAAGCCAGGCUUGAACCUAGGCCGUCGUGCAUGGCUAUGUGUUUGGCUGCAGAUUAUGGCCUCUUGGACUGGUAUCACUGCCGUGACUGCGUAUUCCCCCACACUUCUGGCUCAAGCUGGAUACAGUGACAUCAAGCAAAACGGAUUGGCCGGAGGUAUCAACACGAUCGGAAUCAUCGGUACCAUUAUCAGUGCUCAGAUCAUUGAUCGCCUGGGCCGACGAGUGUGUUUGAUGGGCGGAGCUGCUGUUUUGUUCGCAGUCAACCUGAUUGCUGGAGCUGUUUACGAGGGAUCUCUGCACAAUCCCGAAAAGGCAGCUCAAUAUGCGCCGGGCGCGGUCACUAUGCUCUUUUUGUUCAAUCUGGGAUACGCCGCAACCUGGGGUACAGUUGCUUUCUUAGUCCCCACCGAGAUCUUCCCGAGUGAUCUGCGAGCUCAAGGAAAUGGAUUCGGAAUCACUGGGUGGGCCAUCGGUGUGGGUAUGACCACUUUGGUUAACCCGAUCAUGUUCAACGUCAUGACUAGCCGUACAUAUUUCUUGUUUGCCGGUCUGAACCUAAUCUGGAUUCCCAUUGUCUAUCUGUUCUACCCCGAAACCCGCAACCGAUCCCUCGAAUCCAUCGAUGCCUUGUUCUCCACCACUAGUCCCUUCUACUGGAAGAUGGAACAGGCUUAUAAACUCCACGGUGAUGUUCUGGCUGAGCAUGGAGUUACCAAGAGCGACGAAGCCCUUGAGAUUGGCAAGCCCGAGCUUACUUCGACACCUGCCGAAAUCGAUGCCGAACGCCCAGUCACCGGCAAAACUGCAACCGUCUAA
Molecule: messenger RNA, 1632 nt
Organism: Penicillium antarcticum
Lineage: Eukaryota; Fungi; Ascomycota; Eurotiomycetes; Eurotiales; Aspergillaceae
Exons: 8
Coding region: 1-1632 (543 amino acids)
Biological process (GO): carbohydrate transport; transmembrane transport
Cellular component (GO): membrane
Molecular function (GO): carbohydrate:proton symporter activity
Source: RefSeq, a predicted model, not a curated record